Stomoxys calcitrans (stable fly) is the source of this 4427-nucleotide messenger RNA. RefSeq lists its product as uncharacterized. The record is from RefSeq and is a predicted model, not a curated record. Gene Ontology annotation, molecular function: oxidoreductase activity; copper ion binding. Gene Ontology annotation, biological process: iron ion transport. The coding region runs from base 810 to 3947 and encodes 1045 amino acids. Lineage: Eukaryota; Metazoa; Arthropoda; Insecta; Diptera; Muscidae. The transcript has 6 exons. Gene Ontology annotation, cellular component: plasma membrane.
UGUUGACUGUUUUGGUUCAUUCAUUCGUUCAUAUAGCCAUUGGUGCAUUUUAUGAUCGUUUAGUCGCGUUCAGAACGUUAAUCGGCUAAGUUCACGGGCAGCGGUUAACUGUUUUUGUUUGCAAUUUCCCAAUUUCAUUUGUUUUUAAGGAUUUCUUUGUAAAAAAAGUGAAUAAAAGAAAUCAAUUAAAAAGCAAUUAUUGAAAAAAAGAGUUUUUAUAAAAUAAAAGAAAAAAAUUGCAAAAUAAUAACUCAUUAUUUUAUCAGUGUGGAUGAAUAGCCAAAAAGUAAAAGAAACGCGUCCCUGACAAAGAGAUAACGAAUUUUUAAACAAAAGCAUUUAUAACGGAUAUCUAGCUAUCUUAGAUGAUAUGUAAACACUAGUUUUGUUGCUAUCAUUUCAAAUCGUAUCAAAGUAUUAGCCUAGUGUUUGUGAGUAUUACGCCAAAGCGUAAUAGCAAAACAACAGCAUUUUGCCCGUCUACUCUGCCAAGUGAUAUUCCUGACCAUCUGGUUUUGUCAAGUGGAAACCCCCCAAAAGGACCUUCAUAUAAGGCAUACAAGUCCAGGUCACCACUGCCAAAUUUCAUGAGUGCAUGUUCUUCAACUUGUUAGGAAACAGCUUUUUGCUUUGAAAAAGAUUGGUUUACUCUCAGUACCCUUAAAGGAGGCAAUUAUUUCGGGCUGCCAAACGUAGCACGAGUUUAAGGAAAAUGAUAAAGCAUUUGUGCUUGGUGCGCCACUAGACAAAACUAUUCAUUCUCGAUUCUUUAGUGUUUAACUCACUCAAGAUCGAUUAAUUAUGCCAACAUGCCGGUGUUAAACGGAAAUCAACGGAAACAACCAAUUUGCACACAGAGUGCGACUACAAAUGUCAAUAUGGCUGUACGCUACCAUUUGAGUUGGGAGAGGAGAACUAUUCUGUUGGCUGUGAUAUUUUCACUUGUCCAAAUACCACAUCCGGCCCAUGGAAGAGAAUUGAGAGCAACAACUUCAAGAACAGCCGAAUUGAUAGCACAACCUUCGAUAGCAACUUCGCCAGCAUUGAAAACAACGGCAAAUGUUUCAGCUACAACGUUGGCAAAUGGAAAGGGCAUUGAAUAUACAACAAAUGACUAUUGUGAGGUUUUCAUUAAUGACAUCAAAGAAGCUAAACCUAUUGGCUCAUUAUGGAUUUCGCCACAGGACGCUUGCGCCUUGCAUUCUUGUGAACUAAAUAAGCAGGGAGUUGCGGUGGAAGUUGUUAAAAAGGACAAUUGUGGUGACUUUUAUUGUGAUAUAGACUCGGAGGUCAAACCAAAGGAAGGCUCCUGUUGCGGUGAAUGUGUGCAAACUAAAUGCCGUUUGGGCAAUGAAGUCUAUGAAAUCGGCACAACAUGGCACAACAAUGAAGACUGCACCCUACUCGAAUGUUCUCAGCUACCCAAUGGAGUGCCCAUCAUUAAUGCCUAUCAAAAAACCUGUCCAGAAUUACCCAAAAACUGUCCAGCAGAACAAAUCUACAUUGAAAACUGUUGUCAAUAUUGUAAGCAAUCAAGAGCUGUCACACCGGCAUCGAGUGUUGCCAACAAAUCCGAAGAUAUAUGGACAGAGGAAUUUUACAGCAAUCACUCGUGUGUUCGUGAGUGUAAAGUGGGAGAGCCACCACAAACAUGUCACUACACCUUUGUGGUGGAAUGGUAUGAGACCUUUUCGAAGGCUUGCUACAAUUGUCCCAAAAAUGUAACAGACUGUCAAAGACCCCAUUGCAUAUCGGCAGAUGGCAUAGCAAGAUCGGUGACGGUGGUAAAUCGCAUGAUGCCCGGGCCCACCAUAGAGGUGUGUCAAAAUGACAUAGUAGUGGUGGAUGCCAAGAAUCAUUUGCUGGGAGAGAGUACCACCAUACAUUUUCAUGGUAUGCAUAUGAAGGAGACCCCCUAUAUGGAUGGAGUGCCACAUAUCACCCAAUGUCCCAUAUCACCACACACCACCUUCCGUUAUAUGUUUAAGGCGGAGAAUUCGGGCACCCACUUCUGGCAUUCACACACCGGGAUGCAACGAGGCGAUGGCGUGUUUGGAGCUUUCAUAGUGAAGAGGCCACGCUCUGAAGAUCCCCAUGGACAUUUAUACGAUUUCGAUUUGAGUGAGCACAAAAUGAUACUGCAAGACUGGGUGCAUGUGCCAGGCAUUAGCAUGUUUGCCUCCCAUCAUCAUUCGAAGGGAGAUAAUAAGCCUCUGAAUUUGCUAUUGAAUGGCAAGGGACGCUAUUACUAUGGCAUAUGGCAGGACAUAAAGAAGAAUGAGAAACCCUUGCCUCGCACAGGAAAUGGUGGAGUUUGGACAACGGAAAUGCCAAAAUCUUCCCCCCAAACCUUAACCGAGAGUCCUGUGGAGGUGGAGGAGGAAUUUGUUACAGACAAACAGCUGGAUGAUGAUGUUGUCAUGUUGCAUCCCUCCAACGACCCCAAGGUGCAUAGUUUGAGAAUUCAACAAAAUGAGAUAUCACGUUCGGCACGUUUGGCCCCGCAGAACAACCAAACGGUGGGCAAUGAAACUCUAGCGAAGCAGGAGGAGGAGGAGGCCACAGUGCAAGAAGAAUCUUUGAACGCAGAGGUUAAAGUCAGACAUUUGACCAAACGUGCUUUGGAUCCCAAGGUACCCUUGGAAUUCAUUCCCCUGCAUCAGUACAAUGUCAGCCGAGGUUUUCGUUACCGUUUUCGUGUAAUCAAUGCAGAGUUUCUGAAUUGCCCCAUAAAGAUUUCCAUAGACAAUCACACCUUGACAGCCAUCAAUUCAGAUGGCUACGAUUUCGAAGCUGUAGAUGUGGGGUCCAUAAUCACCUAUGCCGGAGAACGUUUCGACUUCGUUGUCAAUGCCAAUCAACCUGUGGGCAAUUAUUGGAUUCGCCUCAAGGGUCUUAUGGAUUGUGAUGAACGUUUUACCUCCGCCUUUCAGGUGGGCAUUUUGCACUAUGCCAAUGCCCCAGUUGAAGAGCCCCAGGGUGAUUUGGGUUAUCAGCAUCAGCCGCAGGGUAUAGAACUCAACUCCAUGAACAAGGGAACGGGUUAUGUUGACCAUCUAAAUAUGGCUGAGCUAAAUGCUUUGCCAGCCUACGAUAAGGUUCCGGGCAUAGAUCGUGAUGCUCUGAAACCUGUGGCUGACUACAAAUUCUUUGUCUACUAUGAUUUCUAUCGCAAAGAUAAUCCCGAAUUUCAUCCCAGCGAUUAUUAUGGCGUGAAUGACACCAUCAAUGAUGCGAAUCGUGUUUUUACUCCUCAACUCAAUCACAUCUCCUUGAAGUUUCCUCAUACCGCAUUGCUGCCUGCUCGAGAUACCAUCGAUGAGUCCAUAUUUUGCAAUGAAAGCAGUUUGGCCCAACAAGGCAUUGAUUGUCGGGUGGAGUUCUGCAAAUGUCAUCAUGUGCUGCAGGUGCCUCUCAAUGCCAUCGUGGAGAUGAUCAUAGUGGAUGAGGGUUUCACCUAUGAUGCCAAUCAUCCUUUCCAUUUGCAUGGCAAUGCCUUUCGUGUGGUGGGAAUGGAACGUUUGGGAUCUAAUGUGACCAUUGAAAUGAUCAAACAAUUGGAUCGCUACAACCUACUCAAGCGCAAUCUGAUAAGCCCUCCUGUCAAGGACACUGUUACCAUACCCGAUGGUGGCUACACCAUAAUACGCUUUGAAGCCUAUAAUCCUGGUUUUUGGCUUUUCCAUUGUCACAUAGAAUUUCAUGCUGAAAUUGGUAUGGCUUUGGUACUCAAGGUGGGCAACAAUGACCAGAUGUUGCCAGUGCCCAAAAAUUUCCCCACCUGCCAUGACUAUAUGCCUCAGGAGGACGAUGAAAGGGAAGAGGACCCAGAUGAGCCCAUUUAUCCAGGGCCACCUGAUACUGGUGGCAAUGGGCGUGGUACUCAAUUUACAGCGCAAUUUAUUGUAGUUGGCUUUGCUUGCCUUUUGAAAUGGGUUCUGAAAUGAGUUACUCGCCAUUUAUUUAUUUUAUAGAGCUGUGAUUUGUAUUUUGCAAUAUAGUUAAUAAGAAUUUUGUUAAAAUAUGUUAAAUAUUUAUAUAUGCCAUUUUUAUAGUAUUUUUAAAAAAAAAAUCAGUAUACAAGAAUUUCACAAAAAAAAAUAGGGUUGCCCAAAAAGUAAUUGCGGAUUUUUCAUAUAGUCGGCGUUGACAAAUUUUUUCACAGCUUGUGACUCUGUAAUUGCAUUAUUUCUUCUGUAAGUUAUCAGCUGUUACUUUUAACUUGUUUUAGAAAAAAAAGUGUAAAAAAGUAUAUUUGAUUAAAGUUCAUUCUAAGUUUUAUUAAAAAUGCAUUUACUUUCAUUUAAAAAAUCCGCAAUUACUUUUUGGGCAACCCAUAGAGAGCAUAUUUAUAAGAAUUUAUGUAUUGGACUAAGAAGGAGAUUAAUUGAAACCCAAUAAAAGAAGAUGACAAAUAAGCGACUAAA